UAAAUGCGCGGCAGGUUGAUGAUGAUAUGUGACUAAAGUUUGGCCUUAAGUUCCGAUCCCUCCCUCUCACUCCAUUAUCAGUACCAGCGCGCCGUGGACAAUUCCAUCCCUAUGGUCACCGCCGCUGCCGGCCUUAUCGCGAUGGUGCGGUUCGGGGCGGCGGAGCUGGCCAGCCGACUCUCUGAGCUCAACCCAGCGCACAUCUUCUUGGGCUGUUUCUUACCGGCCGCAACGGCCACCAUCUACCUCAUGCUGCGUCCGCGCGCGGUGUACCUCGUCGACUACGCCGGCUUCCGCACCCCGUCUAACUGCCGGGUACCCUUCGCGACUUUUCUCGAGCACGCCAGACAACUGCCCGAGUUCAACGAGCGCAGCAUCCGGUUCAUGACGCGGUUGCUGGAGCGCUCAGGGCUCGGCAACGAGACUUGCCUGCCCCCGACGCACCACUACAUGGGGACGCACAAAUAUUGCACGGUUGACGCCGCCCGCGCCGAGUUCGAGCUCGUGGCCUUCUCGGCCGUCGACGACCUGCUCGUCAAGACCGGCAUCGCCCCCGACGCCAUCGACAUACUCAUCGUCAACUGCAGCUUGUUCUGUCCCACGCCCUCCUUGGUGGACAUGAUCAUAAACAGGUACAAGCUGCGGAGCGACAUUCGUGGCAUGCACCUCGCCGGUAUGGGAUGCAGCGCGGGGAUGAUCUCCGUGGAGCUGGCGAGGAACCUCCUGCAGGUCGCCCCCCAGGGCGCGCACGCGCUCGUCGUCUCCACGGAGACCGUCACGCCAAACUACUACUUCGGGACCGAGCGCGCAAUGCUCCUGCCCAAUUGCCUCUUCCGCAUAGGCGGCGCGGCCGCGCUGCUAUCGACGUCCCCGGCGAAGGCCCGAUUCCGCCUAAAUCACGUCGUACGCACGCUCACCGGUGCGGACGACAGUUCGUACCGGUGUGUGUUCCAGGAGGAGGACGGAGAUGGCCAUCGGGGGAUCAACCUCAGCAAGGACCUGAUGAACAUCGCCGGCAACGCCCUCAACGCCAACAUCACCGCAAUGGGGCCGCUCGUCCUGCCGGCCAUGGAGCAGCUAAUGUUCGCCUUCUCCUUCGUCGCACGGAAGGUGAUCAGCAGGAGAGUGAAGCCGUACAUCCCCGACUUCCGCACGGCGUUUGAGCACUUCUGCAUCCACGCCGGCGGCCGUGCCGUCAUCGACGAGCUGCAGAAGGGCCUUAGCCUUUCCGACGAGCAGGUGGAGGCAUCGCGGAUGGCGCUGCACCGGUUCGGAAACACGUCGAGUAGCUCGCUGUGGUACGAGUUGGCCUACAUCGAGGCCAAGGGCCGCAUGCGCAGGGGCGACCGCGUGUGGACGAUUGGCUUCGGUUCCGGGUUCAAGUGCAAUAGUGCGGCGUGGGAGUGCAUCCAGCCUGCGCGCAACGCCCAUGGGCCGUGGGCAACGUCCAUCCACACAUAUCCGGUGGAUGUUCCCGAUGUUCUCAAGCAUUAAUUUACUGCUGCCUAUGAGCCCCAUUACGGCUAAAAAAGGCUAUCCGUGCAGAUGUAAUAAGGGUCUAUUAGUUUGCCUCAAAAUAAAAUGAAAUACGAAACACUAAAAAUCUGAAGUCAAUUUUUAGGCAUGACAGAUCUAACGUUUUUUAUGGCAAUUAAUAUCGGGGCGACGAUAUCAAGUUUAGUUUGAAAACACGGCAACCUUUUUCUUGAAAUAAAAUUUCACCCCGAUAUAUAAGAUAUAGCAACCACCCGAUACAACAAAAAUUCCACUGCUAGGGCACACAACACAAGUAUAUGCUCAAUAAAAUAAAAUGAAAUGAAUGACAACAGAGUCAGAUCGAUGAAAACGAUGAUAAUCCCGAACCGCUACGUCUUCCAAAGAUAUCCACCACACUCCUACCACUUCAGACCACUUCAUAUCAAACAACACCUUCAAGAACGAUCACGACGCUGA
Hordeum vulgare subsp. vulgare (domesticated barley) is the source of this 1953-nucleotide messenger RNA. Its product is annotated as 3-ketoacyl-CoA synthase 6-like. Bases 112 to 1494 code for a protein of 460 amino acids. The record is from RefSeq and is a predicted model, not a curated record. NCBI's taxonomy places the organism in Eukaryota, Viridiplantae, Streptophyta, Magnoliopsida, Poales, Poaceae. Gene Ontology annotation, cellular component: membrane. Gene Ontology annotation, biological process: fatty acid biosynthetic process. The transcript has a single exon. Gene Ontology annotation, molecular function: acyltransferase activity, transferring groups other than amino-acyl groups.